This is a messenger RNA of Amphiprion ocellaris (clown anemonefish), 1724 nucleotides long. It is a transcript of the gene plgrkt, whose product is annotated as plasminogen receptor, C-terminal lysine transmembrane protein. The transcript is spliced from 5 exons. Gene Ontology annotation, cellular component: plasma membrane. The coding region runs from base 170 to 619 and encodes 149 amino acids. Gene Ontology annotation, biological process: positive regulation of plasminogen activation. Lineage: Eukaryota; Metazoa; Chordata; Actinopteri; Pomacentridae. The record is from RefSeq and is a predicted model, not a curated record.
CCUCACGUCUCCUUGGACUCUCCGUGAAUUUCAAACCCUGUGGCUCGGAAGUGGAAGGUGAAUUUCUUCCGCUGUCAUCACCGACAGGGCGGGGCGUGGAGCUGGACCUGACCGACCCUUGAGUCCUCCACUGAUCCGGUCCUCCAGGUGUAGCAGCUGCAGCACCAUCAUGGGCUUCCUACUGUCCAAAUCCUUGGAUGCAAACAUGAAGAAGCAGCAGGAGUUCAUGCUUCAUAACACGCGGCUGCAGAUGGAGCGUCAGAUCCUCAUGCAGAACCAGAUGAGAGAGAGGCAGAUGGCCAUGCAGAUUGCCUGGUCCAGAGAGUUUGUGAAAUACUACGGCACUUUCUUUACCGUGGCCGCGGUGGGACUGACUGCAGGUGCCAUUAGAAGAAAGAAACCAUUCCUGAUAGCUCCCCUCAUUCCUCUGGGCUUCGUAUUAACCUACCAGAUGGACAGCGCCUACGGGACGCUCAUUCAUCGUAUGAGAGGGGAGGCUGAGAAUAUCUUGACAUCAGAAUGCGACCGUCUAGACAUGCCUCAUGGGAUUCCAACCUUCGAGAGCAUAGAGAAAGCCCGCCGUGCUAAAAGCAGCCUCGCCUCCUUUUUGGAGAAAUGAUCCAAAAGUUGAGAAACCGUCCAGUCGGUGCAUUCACCUGUGCUGCUUUUCUUUAAGUGUGGAGGAAAAAUAUCAAAUGCCAUCUGCCUUGUUUUGUUUAAAGUUGUCAGAGUUCAUGGUUUGCACUAAUUCUAUAUCAUGGACCUGGAGGAGCAAUACUGAUAAACAUAAUGGUGUUGUUGUUUGUUUUAUUUUUUAUUAUUACUGCAGGUGCAUUAGUAGCCAAAUAGUUUGUCAGCGUUAGGUAUUUUUAAAGCACAAUACUUAAGGUAGUUUGUAAGACAUUUCCAGUGCAGUUGUAAAAUAAAUCUGGUCCAUGAACACAGCAGUGAUCAAACACUGUUAAUAACAAGUAGCUUGUUUAUGGUGCUCUUAAUUAAAGGUGCAUUAAGGGAUUUUAAACCACUAAGGGGCAGAAGAAGGCUGUGUGUCAGCAAACAAAGCUACUUAACCCUCCUGUUGUCCUCAUUUACACGCACCAAAACAUAUUGUUUCCUUGUCUCAAAAAAAUCCAAAAAUUCAGCAAAAAAUUCCCCAAAUUUCUGAAAAUUUGCCAAACCUUCUGAAAGAAAAUUCCAAUAAUUCCUUAAAAGUUUCCCUUAAAAGUUUUAUUUAAAAAAAAAUAAAUAAAUAAAUUAAAAAAAAAAAAAAAAUCCCCCAAAUUUGUCAAGAAAAUUCUUGUAACUAUUUUCAAAAAAAUGAGUAAAAAUCUUCCAAAAAAAUCCUAAUAAUAUCUAAAGUGAUUCCAUAUAUAUCAGUAAAACUUCUAAUAUUCUGUUAAGAACGUUCACAUAAAAAAUCCAGCGAAUUUCGCUGGAUUUUGGUUAUUGAUUUGGAGCAGCAAAAUACAUCACUUAAUAGAGCAUAAAUUGUCCAGAUUUUGCAGUAAUUGAUCCUGACAGCUGAUAAUUGUUAAUAUUUCAAAUUGUAAAUGUAAUGAACUCCCCACCAAAGCUACUGCACCUGUAACCAUUAUUUUAUUUUGGCACUAUUCGAUGGAUGUAAAAUAUUCCAAGGCUCUGAUAUUUAUGAGUUCUGUAUUUUAACUAGUAUUGGAAAAUUUCAAACUAUAUUUGUAAUUCAAUAAAAAAAAUAUCCCAAAGAA